CGGAGGCGGCCGUGGGAGAUCCCGGCUGGUGCGUCUGCUGAGGCUGCAGCAGCUGUCACCGGCGUCAUGGUGAAAAGGAAAAGCUCGGAGGGCCAGGAGCAGGAGAGUGGCCGUGGCAUCCCUCUGCCCAUCCAGACCUUCCUGUGGAGGCAAACCAGUGCAUUUUUAAGACCUAAACUGGGGAAACAAUAUGAAGCUUCCUGUGUGUCUUUUGAAAGAGUUUUAGUGGAAAACAAGCUGCAUGGCCUUUCUCCAGCUCUCUCUGAAGCCAUCCAGAGCAUUUCUCGCUGGGAGCUUGUCCAAGCUGCUCUCCCUCAUGUGCUGCACUGCACUGCAACACUGCUCUCCAACAGGAAUAAGCUAGGACAUCAGGAUAAGCUUGGAGUAGCUGAAACAAAGCUGCUUCACACUCUUCACUGGAUGCUGCUGGAGGCUCCUCAGGACUGCAGCAAUGACAGAUUUGGAGGGGACAGAGGCUCCAGCUGGGGAGGGAGCAGUAGUGCCUUUAUCCACCAGGCUGAAAACCAAGGAUCACCAGGACAUCCCCGGCCCAGUGCCAUGACUGAUGAGGAGGAGAACAGCAGGAGGAAGUUCUUCCAGAAUUCCAUGGCCACAGUGGAGCUGUUUGUGUUCCUCUUUGCUCCCCUCGUCCAUAGGAUUAGGGAGUCCGACCUGACGUUCCGCUUGGCCAGUGGCCUUGUCAUUUGGCAGCCAAUGUGGGAACACAGGCAGCCUGAAGUUUCUGCCUUCAAUGCUCUUGUAAAACCCAUCAGGAACAUCGUUACAGCCAAGAGAAGUUCCCCCACCAACAAUCAGAGUGUGACUUGUGAAUCCCCUAAUCUGGACAGUGCACGUACUGAGGGACUGCAGGUGGUCUGUGAGACAACACAGCCAGAUCCUGUACCUCCAAAGGCUUCUGGUUCAGCAUGUCACCCUGGAAAUUCCUUGGAGGGAAGUGUGUCCUCCCAAACCUCCCAGGAGAGAAGUUCUGCACAUCCCAGGGUGUCCUUGGUGAUUCCUCCGUGCCAGAAGUCUCGCUAUGCCACGUACUUCGACGUGGCUGUGCUGCGCUGCCUGCUGCAGCCCCACUGGUCCGAGGAGGGCACGCAGUGGUCACUGAUGUACUACCUGCAGAGGCUGAGGCACAUGCUGCAGGAGAAGCCUGAGAAGCCACCCGAGCCUGAGGUUCCCCCUCUGCCACGGCCUCGCAGCAGCUCCAUGGUGGCUGCUGCACCCUCUCUGGUGAACACCCACAAAACCCAGGAUCUUACAAUAAAAUGUAAUGAGGAAGAAAAGUCACUAAGCACAGAGGCAUUUUCCAAGGUUUCACUGACCAACUUGCGUAGACCUGCAGUUCCAGACCUCUCCACAGACCUGGGAAUGAACAUCUUCAAAAAGUUCAAGAGCCGCAAAGAGGACCGGGAGCGCGAGCGCAAGGGGUCCAUUCCGUUCCACCACGCCGGCAAGAAGCGGCAGCGGCGCAUGGGGGUGCCCUUCCUGCUCCACGAGGAUCACCUGGAUGUCUCCCCCACUCGCAGCACUUUCUCCUUCGGCAGCUUCUCUGGAAUUGGAGAGGACCGGCGUGGCAUGGAGAGGGGAGGGUGGCCAACCACCAUCCUAGGGAAGUUUACCAGGAGGGGAAGCUCUGACACAGCGACGGAGAUGGAGGGGCUGAGCGCCCGGCACUCGCACUCCCAUCACACGCUGGUCUCUGAACUGCCAGACCCCUCCAACAGCCAUGGAGACAACACAGUCAAAGAAGUGCGGUCCCAGAUCUCCACCAUCACUGUGGCCACCUUCAACACCACCCUGGCCUCGUUCAACGUGGGGUAUGCCGACUUCUUCAGUGAGCACAUGAGGAAGCUUUGCAACCAGGUGCCCAUCCCUGAGAUGCCCCAUGAGCCACUGGCCUGUGCCAACCUCCCACGGAGCCUGACAGACUCCUGCAUCAAUUACAGCUGCUUGGAGGAUACGGAUCACAUUGAUGGAACCAACAGCUUUGUCCACAAGAAUGGCAUGCUGGAUCUCUCGGUGGUGCUGAAGGCUGUCUACUUGGUUCUGAACCACGACAUCAGUUCGCGGAUUUGUGACGUGGCACUGAACAUUGUGGAAUGCUUACUGCAGCUUGGGGUGGUGCCCUGCGUGGAGAAAGUUCGCAGGAAGAGUGAGAACAAAGAAAACGAGGCCCCUGAAAAGAGACCAAGUGAAGGAUCCUUCCAGCUUAAAGGGGCUGCUUGUGGUUCAGCCUGUGGGUUUGGGCCACCUCCAAUUAGUGGAGCUGGAGAUGGAGAAGAAGAAGGAGGUGGUGGAGGAGGUGGUGGAGGUGAUGGAGGAGGAGGAGGAGGAGGAGGGCCAUACGAGAAGAAUGACAAAAAACAAGAAAAGGAUGAAGGCCCAUCUAUCAGCACCCAUAGGCUGGCACUCACAAUGCUGAUUAAAAUUGUGAAGUCCUUGGGCUGUGCCUAUGGUUGUGGAGAAGGACACCGAGGGCUCUCUGGAGACCGCCUGAGACUCCAGGCCCAGAACUGCCUCACGAAGCUGUACAAACUGGACAAGAUGCAAUUCCGGCAGACCGUGAGAGAUUACGUGAACAAGGAUUCUCUCAAUAACGUGGUGGAUUUCCUGCAUGCUUUACUGGGCUUCUGCAUGGAGCCUGUCACUGACAAUAAGGCUGGAUUUGGGAAUAACUUCACCACAGUGGACAACAAGUCUACAGCCCAGAGUGUGGAAGGUAUUAUUGUGAGUGCCAUGUUCAAGUCAUUGAUCACUCGCUGUGCAUCCACUACACACGAGCUCCACAGCCCAGAAAACCUGGGCUUGUACUGUGAUAUCCGACAGCUGGUGCAGUUUAUCAAGGAAGCUCAUGGGAAUGUCUUUAGGAGAGUGGCACUCAGUGCCCUCUUGGACAGUGCUGAAAAGUUAAUACCAGGAAAAAAGACAGAGGAAGCAGAGCAAGAGCCAAAACCUUCUGGGAGCAAAAGAUCUGAGGCAGGAAGUGUCAUCAUUGACAAAGGGCAGGCUUCAGCUGCCCCCGAUGAGUGCCGGAGUUACGUCUCCAGCCGCCCCAUGCAGACUCCAGAGCAUGACGAGCAAAUCCAAGGGGCCAAUCUGGGGCGCAAGGACUUCUGGAGGAAGAUGUUUAAGUCACAGAGUGCAGCGAGUGACACCAGCAGUCAAUCGGAGCAGGACACGUCCGAGUGCACCACGGCUCACUCUGGAACCACCACGGACAGGCGCUCCCGCUCUCGCUCCCGACGCAUCUCCCUCCGCAAGAAACUCAAACUUCCCAUAGGGAACUGGCUGAAGCGCUCCUCCCUCUCUGGCCUGGCUGAUGGAGUGGAAGAUCUCCUGGAUAUCAGCUCUGUUGACCGUCUCUCCUUCAUCAGGCAGAGCUCCAAGGUGAAGUUCACCAGCGCAGUGAAGCUGUCAGAAGGAGGGGGGCCAGGAGGAGGCCUGGACAACGGGCGAGACGAAGAGGAGAAUUUCUUCAAGCGUCUUGGUAAAUGGCGCACCUGCCGAAGACACCCAUCCAAGCUCCAUCACACAGAAGAAAAAGAUGGUUGCCAUAGCUUUGAUGAUCACUUGACCUCCAAACAAGAAGGAGGAAAAUCCAAGAACGUUGUGAACCUGGGAGCGAUCCGCCAAGGCAUGAAGCGCUUCCAGUUUCUGCUGAACUGCUGUGAGCCAGGCACCAUCCCUGAUGCCUCCAUCCUGGCAGCAGCCCUGGACCUUGAGGCUCCUGUGGUGGCACGAGCAGCCCUGUUCCUGGAGUGCGCGCGCUUUGUGCACCGCUGCAACCGCGGCAACUGGCCCGAGUGGAUGAAGGGCCACCACGUCAACAUCACCAAGAAAGGGCUGUCCCGGGGCCGUUCCCCCAUUGUGGGCAACAAGAGGAACCAGAAGCUGCAGUGGAAUGCAGCCAAGCUCUUCUACCAGUGGGGAGAUGCCAUUGGUGUCCGUCUCAACGAGCUGUGCCACGCUGAGAGCGAGAGCCCUGCCAACCUGCUCGGCCUCAUUUAUGAUGAGGAGACCAAGAGGCGCCUGAGAAAGGAGGAUGAGGAAGAAGACUUUUUAGAUGACAGCACUGUGAAUCCCACCAAAUGUUGUUGUCCCUUUGCACUAAAAAUGGCAGCCUGUCAGCUUCUCCUGGAGAUAACCACCUUCCUGAGAGAGACCUUUCCCUACAUGCCCAGGCCACGGACUGAGCCUCUUGUGGACCUGGAGAGCUGCAGGCUGCGCCUGGAUCCCGAGAUGGACCGACACAGGUAUGAGAGAAAGAUCAGCUUUGCUGGGGUUCUGGAUGAAAAUGAAGAUUCAAAGGAUUCCCUGCACAGCAGCAGCCACACCCUCAAAUCUGAGGCUGGCUUCGAGGACAAAAAAGUUCCCAGCAGGAAGAUCAGGAUAGGAGGCUCCCGCUUGCUCCAGAUUAAAGGAACCCGCAGUUUCCGGGUGAAGAAGGGGGGUUCCCUUUCCAGCAUUCGCCGGGCCGGCAGCCUAAAGAGCACCAAGUUAUCACGGCAGGACUCAGAGUCUGAGAAUGAGGAGCUGCAGCUGUCCCACAGCAGGGACACUGUCACUGAUAUAGAAGGGAGCCCUUGGAGCGCGAGCGAGCCCAGCAUUGAACCCGAGGUACUGAGCAGCACAGGCAUGGAGGAGAACUAUCACCGGAACAUGUCGUGGCUGCACGUUAUGAUCCUGUUGUGCAACCAGCAAAGUUUCAUCUGCACACACAUUGACUACUGCCACCCCCACUGCUACCUCCACCACAGCCGCUCCUGUGCCCGCCUGGUCCGGGCCAUCAAGCUGCUCUAUGGGGACACAGUGGACUCCCUGAGAGAAAACAGCACCUUGAACAACGUGGCAAGAGGCAAAAAGCAGAAGGAAUGCUCAGACAAGUCAUGCUUGAGAACUCCUUCUCUUAAAAAGAGAGUGAUUGAUGUCAACUUGGAAGGGAAGAAGGACUCUGGAAUGCUAAAAUACAUCAGGAAUCAGGUGAUGAGCCUGUCCCCUGCCCCCCUGUCCCUGCUGAUCAAGGCAGCUCCCAUCCUCACCGAGGAGAUGUAUGGGGACAUCCAGCCAGCAGCCUGGGAGCUCCUGCUCAGCGUGGAUGAGCACAUGGCUGGGGCAGCAGCUGCCAUGUUCCUGCUGUGUGCUGUGAAAGUGCCAGAAGCUGUUUCUGACAUGCUGAUGUCCGAAUUUCAUCACCCAGAAACAGUGCAAAGACUGAAUGCCAUUCUUAAAUUUCACACACUCUGGAGGUUCAGAUAUCAAGUGUGGCCAAGGAUGGAGGAGGGAGCACAGCAGAUCUUCAAGAUUCCUCCUCCAAGUAUAAACUUCACUCUGCCUUCUCCUGUGCUGGGGAUGCCCUCUGUGCCAAUGUUUGACCCUCCCUGGGUCCCUCAGUGCAGUGGGAGUGUGCAGGAUCCUAUCAAUGAAGAUCAGUCGAAGUCAUUUUCUGCCCGGGCUGUGUCACGUUCCCAUCAGCGAGCAGAGCAUAUCCUGAAGAACCUGCAGCAGGAGGAAGAGAAGAAGCGCCUGGGCAGGGAAGCCAGCCUCAUCACUGCCAUCCCCAUCACUCAGGAGGCCUGCUACGAGCCAUCCUGUACACCAAGCUCUGAGCAGGAAGAAGAAGUAGAAGAAGUUGCCAACCUGGCCUCCCGCCGCCUCUCGGUGAGCCCGUCCUGCACCUCCAGCACCUCCCACAGGAAUUAUUCUUUCCGCCGUGGCUCUGUGUGGUCCGUGCGCUCAGCAGUCAGUGCAGAAGAUGAAGAACACACUACGGAGCACACUCCAAACCACCACGUGCCCCAGCCACCCCAGGCUGUGUUUCCAGCAUGCAUCUGUGCAGCAGUGCUCCCCAUUGUCCAUCUGAUGGAAGACGGAGAAGUCCGGGAGGAUGGAGUAGCUGUCAGUGCUGUUGCUCAGCAGGUCCUGUGGAACUGCUUGAUUGAGGACCCCUCUACAGUUCUGCGCCACUUCCUGGAGAAGCUCACCAUCAGCAACAGACAGGAUGAGCUGAUGUAUAUGCUGAGGAAGCUUUUGUUGAACAUUGGAGACUUUCCUGCCCAGACAUCUCAUAUCCUCUUUAACUAUUUGGUGGGAUUGAUCAUGUAUUUUGUACGGACUCCAUGUGAAUGGGGCAUGGAUGCCAUUUCUGCCACUCUCACCUUCCUUUGGGAAGUGGUGGGUUAUGUUGAAGGACUCUUCUUCAAGGAUCUCAAACAGACCAUGAAGAAGGAACAGUGUGAAGUGAAGCUGCUGGUGACUGCCUCAAUGCCAGGCACAAAAACCCUUGUUGUGCACGGACAGAAUGAGUGUGACAUCCCAACACAGUUACCAGUGCACGAGGACACACAGUUUGAGGCUCUGCUGAAGGAGUGUUUGGAGUUUUUUAACAUACCUGAAACUCAGUCUUCUCAUUAUUUUUUAAUGGAUAAGCGUUGGAAUCUCAUUCAUUACAACAAGACCUACGUCCGUGAUAUUUAUCCUUUCCGGAGGUCAGUUUCUCCCCAGCUCAACCUGGUGCAGAUGCAUCCAGAAAAGGGUCAAGAGCUCAUUCAGAAACAGGUGUUCACCCGUAAGCUGGAGGAGGUGGGGCGGGUGCUGUUCCUGAUCUCACUGACCCAGAAGAUCCCUCCAGCCCACAAGCAGUCCCACGUGUCCAUGCUCCAGGAGGACCUGCUCCGCCUGCCCUCCUUCCCCCGCAGCGCCAUCGACGCCGAGUUCUCGCUCUUCAGUGACCCCCAAGCUGGCAAAGAGCUCUUUGGUCUAGACACCCUUCAGAAAAGCUUGUGGAUUAAGCUGCUGGAAGAGAUGUUCCUUGGCAUGCCCAGCGAGUUCCCAUGGGGGGAUGAGAUCAUGCUGUUCCUGAACGUGUUCAACGGUGCCCUGAUCCUGCACCCCGAGGACAGUGCCCUGCUCAGGCAGUACGCCGCCACCGUCAUCAACACGGCCGUGCACUUCAACCACCUCUUCUCCCUCAGUGGCUACCAGUGGGUGCUGCCCAGCAUGCUGCAGGUGUACUCUGACUACGAGAGCAACCCGCAGCUGCGCCAGGCCAUCGAGUUCGCGUGCCGCCAGUUCUACGUCCUGCACCGCAAGCCCUUCAUCCUGCAGCUCUUUGCCAGCGUGGCCCCUCUCCUGGAGUUCCCUGAUGCUACAAACAAUGGAACCAGCAAAGGAGUGUCAGCUCAGUGCCUGUUUGACCUGCUGCAGUCUUUGGAGGGAGAUACUCCAGACAUUUUGGACAUCUUAGAGCUGGUGAAAGCAGAAAAGCCUCUCAAGUCAUUAGACUUCUGCUAUGGGAAUGAAGAUCUGACCUUUUCCAUCAGUGAAGCCAUCAAGCUGUGUGUGACAGUGGUGGCUUAUGCUCCUGAGUCAUUCAGAAGCCUCCAGAUGCUGAUGGUCCUGGAAGCCCUGGUUCCCUGUUACUUGCAGAAGCUGAAGCGCCAGACCUCUCAGGUGGACACAGGGACAGCAGCUCGUGAGGAGAUUGCUUCCAUGGGUGCCCUUGCCACCUCUUUGCAAGCCCUCCUGUACAGUGUAGAAGUUCUCACCAGGCCUAUGACAGCCCCACAGAUGAGUCGAUGUGACCAAGGCCAUAAAGGGACCACAACAGCAAACCACACCAUGUCAGCAGGUGUGAACACCAGGUACCCAGAACAGGGAGCCAAACUACACUUUAUCAGGGAGAACCUUCACUUGAUGGAGGAGGGCCAGGGCCUUCCCCGAGAGGAGCUGGAUGAAAGAAUUGCCAGAGAGGAGUUCAGGAGACCCCGGGAGUCGUUGCUGAAUAUCUGCACAGAGUUCUACAAGCACUGCGGUCCGAGGCUGAAGAUUUUGCAGAAUCUGGCUGGUGAGCCCCGAGUGACUUCUCUGGAGCUGCUGGAUGUGAAGUCCCACAUGAGGCUGGCAGAAAUCGCCCACUCCCUGCUGAAGCUGGCUCCUUACGACACGCAGACCAUGGAGAGCCGCGGGCUCCGGCGCUACAUCAUGGAGAUGCUGCCCAUCACUGACUGGACAGCCGAGGCGGUGAGACCUGCCCUGAUCCUCAUCCUAAAGAGAUUGGAUCGUAUGUUCAAUAAAAUUCACAAGAUGCCUACUCUGAGGCGCCAGGUUGAGUGGGAGCCUGCCAGCAGUUUGAUUGAAGGGGUUUGUUUGACACUUCAGAGGCAGCCUAUCAUAUCCUUCCUGCCUCACCUUAGGUCUCUGAUCAAUGUCUGUGUCAAUCUGGUGAUGGGAGUGGUAGGACCCUCCAGUGUGGCUGACGGAUUACCCCUUCUUCAUCUCAGCCCUUAUCUCUCGCCACCUCUGCCCUUCAGCACAGCUGUUGUCCGGCUUGUAGCAUUGCAGAUACAGGCUUUGAAGGAAGAUUUCCCCCUAAGCCAUGUCGUCUCCCCAUUCACCAAUCAGGAAAGAAGGGAAGGAAUGCUUUUAAACCUACUGAUUCCAUUUGUGCUCACAGUAGGAUCUGGAAGAAAAGACAGCCCCUGGCUGGAGCAGCCUGAGGUCCUGCUGCUGCUCCAGACUGUUAUCAAUAUCCUCCUGCCACCUCGCAUCAUCAGCACUUCCCGCAGCAAGAAUUUCAUGCUGGAGAGCUCCCCCGCCCACUGCUCCACGCCGGGGGACGUGGGGAAGGACCUGCGCCGGGAGGGGCUGGCAGAAUCCACCAGCCAGGCUGCCUACCUGGCCCUGAAGGUGAUCCUUGUUUGCUUUGAACGCCAACUGGACAGCCAGUGGUACUGGCUGAGCCUGCAAGUCAAAGAGAUGGCGCUGCGCAAGGUGGGAGGGCUGGCCCUGUGGGAUUUCCUCGACUUUAUCGUGCGAACACGGAUCCCUAUCUUUGUGCUCCUUCGGCCCUUCAUCCAGUGCAAGCUGCUGGCCCAGCCAGCUGAGAACCACGAGGAGCUGAGUGCCCGGCAGCACAUCUCGGACCAGCUGGAGCGGCGCUUCAUCCCGCGCCCGCUCUGCAAGAGCUCCCUCAUCGCCGAGUUCAACAACGAGCUCAAGAUCCUCAAGGAGGCCGUGCACAGCGGGUCUGCUUACCAAGGGAAGACAUCUGUCAGCACAGUGGGCACCUCCACGUCUGCCUACCGCCUGAGCCUGGCCACCAUGUCCCGCUCCAACACGGGCACGGGCACGGUGUGGGAGCAGGAGAGCGAGCCCUCCCAGCAGGCCUCGCAGGACACGCUCAGCCGCACCGACGAGGAGGAUGAAGAAAAUGACUCCUUGAGCAUGCCCAGUGUGGUAAGUGAACAAGAAACAUACCUUAUGGGUGCCAUUGGGAGGAGGCGCUUCUCCAGCCAUCUCUCCAGCAUGUCUGCACCUCAGGCUGAGGUGGGCAUGCUACCCAGCCAAAGGGUGGCAAGUGUGCAGAGCGAGCCAGGACAGCAGAACCUCCUCCUGCAGCAGCCCCUGGGGCGGAAGAGAGGCCUGAGGCAGCUCCGACGGCCGCUGCUCUCACGUCAGAAGACUCAGACGGAGCCUCGGAGCCGUCACGGAGCUCGACUUUCAACCACCAGACGGAGCAUCCAGCCAAAGCCUAAACCCUGUGCGGAGCAGAAGCGCUCGGUGACGUUCACGGAGGCGCAGCCUGAGGCACCCCCGGCGGCCGCCGCGGAGCCGCCGGCACAGCAGCUGGGCUGCGGCCGCGACAGCCCCCAGGCCACCGGCCAGCAGGAGUCCCUCGGCAAACCUGGGCUGACUGCCUCGCCUGCCAUCGUCGUGGCUGAUCUUCACAGCCAGAGCGAGGCACUCUCUGCUGAGGAGGAGAAGGACAAAGAGGAGGGCUUGGAAUCGCGGCCAGCCACAGCCCAGAGCACCCCACCCCCGCAGCUCUCGGACAGCGAGGACUUCGCGGGGCUGGAGACCACCAGCCUGCUGCAGCACGGCGACACCGUCCUGCACAUCAGCGAGGACAACGGCAUGGAGAACCCUCUGCUGGCCACGCACUUCAGCUUCACGCACGUGGAGCUCGGCGAGACCGACGUUGAUCUCGAUGAAUCUCAUGUGUAACUCUUGGGGAAGUACAGCAGUGGGAGGAGGAAGGAGUGUUUACCUUAGAGCUCGCUGCUAAACAGUAACUCAUGAAACAAGAGCACUUUAUUAUCCAGGAGCAGGAAACAGCUAUCAGCCGGCUGCUAUAGACUGGCAAAUUUCUAUUUGUGAGAUCUCUUUUCAGUUCAGGGCAGGACCACAGGAGCCAAGAACUGGUUCAGAAUUCUCAGGAUAGGGGUGUGCAGGCAAACGUGGUCCAUGGAGCCCUGGUCUGGCAACAUGCACAGAGAUCAGCAGCCUCGCUGGGUAAUGGGCUGUUGGACUGUGUGAGACAGAGACGUCUCUUCUGAGACUGUGCCUCAGAGUUAUUUUUGUAGUGUUUUUGAGAGGAGGGCUACCACAGCAGCUGAAUCCAAGGCUCCUACACCUUGAAAACAGUGACAGAAAGAACCAAUGUAAUGCUUGAUUUUCUCAAGCCUGGGACCAUUGUUUCUAACAUGCAGAGCAACAGUAAGCACCACAAAGCAAUUAGAUUUUUUUUUUGGCACUGCAGACUUCAGUUGAGUUUACUUUUGUCUGUUAGUUCCAUUCCACUCUGUAAAAUAUUGCCCUUGUGCUACGAAAAUAUUUGCUCUGCAGAACUAAAUACAGUAUAUAGUGUAAGCAGGAAUGCAUGUGCUGUCCACAGACACAGAUGGGCAGGGGCUGAGUGGUCUGCAGGUGGUAUAAAUAACCCACACUGUCCUGCUUUAAUCUACUCAGCUGUUCACCUCCAGAGUUUAAAAAAAUACUCCAAGAAACUGCAUCUGCAAUGCUUGGAUCUUCUGGCCCCAAGCAACUGCUCCCCUGAUGCUGUUGGAUGUACGUAGAGGGAUUUAAAGUAAAUAUUUAUAGAUGGUAUUUUCAUGUUACUAUAUAUAUAUAAAAAUAUAUAUGUACAUUGUAAACAAAAGAUGGAUAUUGCAGGGCAGAAACUUGAUGAAAGAAUCUAUUUUUGGCAUGCUAAGAUUGUAUUUUAAAAGGUUCCAUUUUAUGUAUGUACCGUUCAUGGCUGCAAGUAUUAGAUAAAUGUGUGGAACAUUUAGAGAA
Haemorhous mexicanus (house finch) is the source of this 11085-nucleotide messenger RNA. RefSeq names its product unc-80 homolog, NALCN channel complex subunit (gene UNC80). Gene Ontology annotation, cellular component: cation channel complex; axon. The transcript is spliced from 64 exons. Gene Ontology annotation, biological process: monoatomic cation homeostasis. The coding region runs from base 67 to 10014 and encodes 3315 amino acids. Lineage: Eukaryota; Metazoa; Chordata; Aves; Passeriformes; Fringillidae. The record is from RefSeq and is a predicted model, not a curated record. Gene Ontology annotation, molecular function: monoatomic cation channel activity.